This is a messenger RNA of Teleopsis dalmanni, 2127 nucleotides long. RefSeq lists its product as uncharacterized. The transcript has a single exon. Bases 1 to 2127 code for a protein of 708 amino acids. The record is from RefSeq and is a predicted model, not a curated record. Lineage: Eukaryota; Metazoa; Arthropoda; Insecta; Diptera; Diopsidae.
AUGAAUGCGGAACAGUUUAAUUUGUUGUUGCAAGCUGUGCAAAAAUCAAAUAACGCUUUGCUUAAGGAGUUUCGUUUGCGGCGGACACAUCAACAAAUUGAUGCGCCUUCUUCAACUAUAGAAGCAGUUUCGUCAAUAUUCAGGAAUCUAUCUGACUCAAUGCUGGAGUUUUGCUAUGAUCCUGAAAAUAAUGUCACAUUUGCAUCAUGGUACAAGCGUUAUAAAUCAGUUUUCGCUAUAGAAGCAGCACAUCUCACCGAGCCGACUAAGUCUCGAUUGCUCAAUAGCAAAUUAAAAAAUUUUGAUUUCGAGCAAUAUGCAAACUCAAUCUUACCAAAGCAACCCCAUGAGCUUACACUCAUGCAAACGGUUGCCAAACUCUCGUCUAUUUUCGGAUAUCGCCAACCAAAAUUUUCUCAGCGCCAAAAAUGUCUUACAAUUUCAAAACAGGAUUAUGAAGACUUUGCUCAGUAUGCAGCUCGCGUCAACAAACAUUGUGAAAAAUUUGACAUCGUUAAUUGCACUACCGAUGAGUUUAAAGCACAAAUCUUUGUCAAUGGCUUGAAGAGUUCACAUGAUUCGUUAAUACUCGAGAAACUCCUUGCAAGACUCGACAAUGAAUCAACACAGUUUGGUGCACUUCAGACACAGGCGCAAAAGGAUGCCUUCAUGCACUUAACACUUCAAGACCUCACUAAUGAAGCUGAACGUAUAAUCUGUCUGAUGCAAGACAAAUACACUGUCGUCCAGCCAUCUUCAAGUUCAGAAGUUCUUGCAAUUCACCAUCGAUAUCAACGCAAAAAUGAAUCAUUACUAUCAAAUUCUUCAACAAAAGACGAAUCUUCGAAACCACCAACGCCAUGUGGGUGUAGUGGAGGUCUUCAUUGGGUUAAAGAUUGCCCAUUUAAAGGCAAAGAAUGUUCAGCAUGUAACACUAUUGGCCAUAAAAAUGGUUACUGCAAUAUGAAGCCAAGCAAGUUGCGACGCAGAAAAUCUCAGCCUGACGCAUCAUGUGUGAAGAAAAUUGACGAAACUAACAGAACGCAGCAGCAUCGUAGAUAUGUCAGACCAAAUCUCAAUGGAUCUACAAUUAAACUGAUAUCGGGUCGGACUACUAAUAAAAAAGCUGGCGAUGCUUCUGGAAAUGUAAUUCCUCUUCUGGGCAGCUUUGCUUGUGUUGUGAAACUAAAUGGAAGAGAGGAAUAUGAUGUGUGUUAUGUCACACCACUUAAGUUGAACGUGUUUGGAAUUGAUUGGAUAACGACAUUUGACUUAUGGUCGGUGCCUAUCAGUUUCUUUUGCAAAGCAAUCCAACUAAAUAGUAGCGAUAAAUUAAACGAUGAAAUAAAGGCUAGAUUUCUGUCUCUCUUUUCUAAUGACCUUGGUUGCUGUACGAAGACCCAAGCGACUCUGAGGCUAAAAGAAAGAGCGCGACCUGUUUAUCGUAACGCUCGACCAGUUCCAUAUGCAGCAGCUCCCAUAGUUUCGGCAAAACUUGAACGUCUUCAACAUCUUGGAGUAAUUUCACCAACUGAAUACUUACAGUCAGCGGCGCCAGUCGUAGUUGUAAGAAAGAAGAAUGGAAAAAUUCGUAUAUGUGCCGAUUAUUCUACAGGUCUAACUGACGGUCUAGAGCCAAAUAAAUAUCCUCUUCCAACGCCUGACCAAAUAUUCUCCAAACUUGCUAAUAAGAAAGUCUUUAGCACAAUUGACCUAUCAGAUGCAUUUUUCCAGAUUCCAUUGGACCAAGAAUCUCAAAAACUGAUGGCUAUCAAUACUCACCUCGGCUUAUUUAAAGUACUUAGACUGCAGCAAGGUGUUAAAACAGCCCCUGGCAUUUUUCAACAGAUUGUUGACACAAUGCUUAGCGGAACCAAUACCAUUGGGUUUAUUGAUGAUAUGAUCUGUUCGGGAAUUAAUGAAGAAGACCACAAAACUCAACUGUUUAAAACCUUAAAGCGUAUUCAGGAUUAUGGAUUCAAACUUCGUUUCGAGAAAUGUAAGUUUGGAGAAACAUCUGUCGAGUUCUGCGGACACACGGUAGAUCAAUAUGGUAUCAGACCACAUCCAGGGAAACUUCGAUCAAUCCAAGAUCUCCCACCACCAACAAAUUUGCAACAAACAUGA